Molecule: messenger RNA, 369 nt
Organism: Striga asiatica
Lineage: Eukaryota; Viridiplantae; Streptophyta; Magnoliopsida; Lamiales; Orobanchaceae
Source: the annotation of a GenBank genome assembly
AUGUAUAAAAAUGUUGGACCGUCACAGUUCAUUGAUCUUACCAGUGAUGAUAGUGAUGACGGUUUGCUUCUUUCUUCAAAUUCUAAUUCUAAUUCUAAUAAUAUAUUCAAGCAACUAGAAGGGGUUAUUGAUCUCAAUGAGGAUUACCAUGUAACGCCUAUCAAUCAAGUAUCACAUAAAACUAUUAAAAGAAACCGUGGUCGUCCUAAAAAUAUUUUAGGAAAUACGUCCGCAAAAACUGGUAUUGAUUUGCGUGAUCAAGUGCCACCUACAAAUCAAAAGAAAAAAUCUGGUCGACCUAAAAAAAUGUUGGCGAGCACUUCUACACGAUCCGGCAAUAUUAUCCCAUCUUUUGCAUCAGUAAUCUAA